AUGUCUCACAGCAGCCCCGCUGAUGCCUUGGCCGGAGAUCUGGUCACUUUUGAUCAAUUCAUUCUGCUAGGCGACUCGAUCACGCAGGGUGCGUCAAACCAAGAUAGUGGGUUCGGGUUUGUUCCUGCUCUAGCACAUGAUUACGCUCGCCGGUUGGAUGUUAUCAAUCGUGGCUUCAGUGGAUACAACACUGCCAAUAUAAGAUUGAUAUAUCCUCAGUUCUUCCCACCUCCACACCUUGCUCACGUGCGAUUUCUGCUGCUGUUUUUUGGCGCCAAUGACUCCAUCAUUGACCAGACUUCGAGACAACACGUCUCCAUAGACGAAUUCAAGGCCAAUAUCGAACACAUUGUCAACCACCCGGUCACGCGCCUGCAAAACCCAAAUAUCAUCAUAGUCACUCCACCUCCAAUCUGCGAGCAUCAACAAAGCCAGCUUGAUAUAGAAAAGGGAUUCCCAUUUUUACGCCGACGGGCUGAGAAUACUAGGAAGUAUGCAGAGGUUUGUUUGGAUGUUGCAAGGAGAAUGAACCUCGUUGGAGUUGAUAUUUGGUCGACUUUUAUGAGAGAAGCCGGAUGGAAAGAAGGGCAGGUACUGGAGGGAUCACUAGAGACUCAGAAGAAUGAAGUAUUUCAGAGACUUUUAUAUGAUGGUCUCCAUCUGAGUGCCGACGGGUAUAGACUUCUUUAUAGAGAAGUGACAGAUGCGAUCCGUCAAAAUUUUCCAGACCAAACACCUGAAAAAUUACCAAUUAUAUUUUCAGAGUGGAAUAAUGCCCCUAGAUAUGAUGACUAG
Talaromyces rugulosus is the source of this 795-nucleotide messenger RNA. RefSeq lists its product as uncharacterized. The transcript is spliced from 5 exons. The coding region runs from base 1 to 795 and encodes 264 amino acids. Lineage: Eukaryota; Fungi; Ascomycota; Eurotiomycetes; Eurotiales; Trichocomaceae. The record is from RefSeq and is a predicted model, not a curated record.